UAUCACCACAACACUCCCUGCUGUACUACUGCACUAACAAACACAGAGAGUGCGCACGUUUAACAUAAAACGCUGCGUAGGAAGUGAGAAAAAUGGUUCACAAAGCACGUUUCUUUAUUGCAUUGUUCUGCAUUGUUAUUGCCGGCGUUGCGGGUCAAUCGCCGGCCACUUCACCAACCGCCACUCCGGCGCCUCCUACACCGACGACACCAACUGCCUCUCCACCUGUUUCCACCACUCCGCCACCAACUUCAUCCCCACCACCCGCAACGACUCCUCCCCCCGUCUCUGCCCCUCCCCCGGCAACGCCACCACCAGUUAGCGCUCCUCCCCCCGCUACUCCCCCGCCAGCCACUCCUCCUCCGGCAACUCCUCCACCAGCUACCCCACCUCCGGCUACACCUCCACCUGCCACUCCCCCACCAGCAACUCCACCACCAGCCACUCCACCACCAGCCACCCCACCACCUGCUACACCUCCUCCAGCUACUCCACCCCCCGCUGUUCCUCCACCAGCUCCACUUGCUUCUCCUCCAGCCUCAGUACCAGCUCCCGCCCCCAGCAAGAAACCAAAGGUUUUGGCACCUUCACCUCUGGGCUUGAGCCCCACAGUGGGUGCGCCCGGUCCCAGCCUUACAUCAGACUCUCCUGGUCCAUCUCAGACUGAUAUCAGUGGGGUACAGAAGGUGUGGACAAUGGAGAAGAUGGCGGAGAGCCUGGUGUUGGGAUGGGCUAUGGUGAUAUUACUACUUUAGACAUGUUCUAUUCCUGAUGUGUCUGAAGUUUCUAUUUUUGUUGGUUUUAAUUCUCUGCCGCCGUCAUAUAUCGCUGAUGGGAGUCUUUAUUGUCUGUAUUUGAGUUACAUAUAUACAUUGGGUUAGAUUCUUUGGGAGAUUUUUGAGGGGAGCUUUUGUAUUGGAGGGCGGGUUUAUUCUUAUUUGUAUGGGAUUGCUGGUGGCAACUUCCUUCGCACUGUCUCCUUUAUUAUUAUUAGUUUGUCAUUUCAUUCAUCAUAAAUCCCAUUAGAUCAAUUUCCCAGUCA
Messenger RNA from Mangifera indica (mango), 1042 nucleotides. RefSeq names its product classical arabinogalactan protein 9-like. The transcript is spliced from 2 exons. The coding region runs from base 93 to 755 and encodes 220 amino acids. Gene Ontology annotation, cellular component: plasma membrane. The record is from RefSeq and is a predicted model, not a curated record. Lineage: Eukaryota; Viridiplantae; Streptophyta; Magnoliopsida; Sapindales; Anacardiaceae.